Eremomyces bilateralis CBS 781.70 is the source of this 1980-nucleotide messenger RNA. RefSeq lists its product as uncharacterized. Gene Ontology annotation, cellular component: cell tip; Golgi to plasma membrane transport vesicle. The transcript has 3 exons. Gene Ontology annotation, biological process: exocytosis. Bases 1 to 1980 code for a protein of 659 amino acids. The record is from RefSeq and is a predicted model, not a curated record. Gene Ontology annotation, molecular function: guanyl-nucleotide exchange factor activity. Lineage: Eukaryota; Fungi; Ascomycota; Dothideomycetes; Eremomycetales; Eremomycetaceae.
AUGUCGAUGGCUCUAGCACCGCCGGUUAUCCCUCCACAUUUACGCGCCGAUCCCAACUACGACAGCGAUAUGAACACCAUUCCAGAUCCACGGACCCCGAGUCCGCUGUCCGGACAUCCGGCACAAGCAUUGUCGCGAACCGAUUCGGGGUCAGAGGAGGGCGCGAUUCAAAAUGAGGUCUCGGUAUUGACGACCAAGUUGAUCAAUGCCAUGAAUCACCAGACGAACCUGGAUGAUUCGUUGCAGCAGACGCGGCAUGAGUUAGAGCAGGCGAUGGAGAAGCUGAAGACGCUGGAGGCAGAGAAUAAACGGCACAAAGUGUCAGUGCAAGAGGGGGUGCUGAUCAAGAGGGAGGACGUAGAGAAGACGGACACGAAGCUUAGGAAUGACCUGGCGGAGGAGCGGGAGAGGAGGAUAGCGUCAGAGAAGACGAAGGACAAAAUCGAGAAGGAGUUGGAAGAGCUGAGUGCGAACCUGUUUACGCAAGCGAAUAAUGUAAGACAAAAUACGAAAGAAAAGAAUCAGCGCGACAUGGACGAGCUCAAGACCCAGUCCGAUCGCACCGCCUCACACCUGCGCGCUCAGCUACGCGAAGCGGAAGACCUCGUCAAGCAACAUCAGUCCCAGCUCACCGACCUGAAAACCGUAUUGCAAUCCAUAUCCGAGUCUGGAUCCCCCUCUCAAUCCUCACCAACGACACCUCAUGCAACACCCGCUCCUCCCACCCCAACCAUCCGCCAACCUGACUUUGACGCCGCCAAACACGCGACGUUCAAGCCCGCAAUCAUCUCACAAGCAUCUGUCACACCGUCCACGGCACUCACCCUCCCCGACCUCCUCCAACCCGUCCUCCGCACCGAUCUGCAUUCUUACGAUGAUUUCUCCACUCUACUCCGAACUAGCCGUACCCUCCCGCCCACUUCCCUCCCUUCGCCCCCACCGCAACCCUCUUCCGUCUCCGCGCCCGCCAGCCGAGCGUCCUCCGGGAAUUACACCGCCAUGGCGCAUGCCAUCUCUCUCGCACACCCCAUAUCCCCUCCUUCCCCGACCACCGGCUCCUCACCUACCCUCCACCCCUCCAACCCCGAUACUCUCGCCCCCGGCAGCCAACUCCACCACCAACUCCUCACCUCCACCCUCAAGGACAGCAAAUUCUACAAGCGCGUCCUCACUGAAGACAUCGACCCCACACUCCGCCUCGACCUCGCCCCCGGCCUCUCCUUCUUCGCCCGCCGCACCGUCAUGGCCGCCCUCGCCGCCGGCACCCUCGUCUUCCUCCCUCGGAACCACGGGCCGGUCCACCCGUGCGCGCUGUGCGGGGAGAACCGGAAGGUGGUGACCGGGGCGGAUAAGCGGGGCGGGGGAUACGUGGACGAGGCGUACGCACGGCGGCACUGUUUCCGGGUGAGCGAGGAGGGGGAGCGGACGAAGUAUCCGUUGUGUGGGUACUGCGUCGCGCGGGUGCGAGCUGCGGCAGAGCUGGUGGCGUUUUUGCGAAGGGGGGUGGGGGGACAUUUGACGGGGGGCACGCAGGGAGCGGAAGAUCGGGAGAAGGAGAAGGAGGUGACCGGGCGGCUGUGGGAGGAGUGCGUGCGGUUGCGGGAGAGGAUGUUUUGGGCGAGGAUCGGGGGUGGGGUGGUGCCGAAGAUCGAAGUGGAUGGGGAGGGGAAGGCGGAGGGGCGGUUGGACGAGGCGGAAACGAGGGACAUGACGCUCCGGGUUAGUAGUGAGAGUGCGCGGACAGGCAACACGGUCGGUAGCGGGGAAGCGUUGGAUUCGGUUGUCGAGGAUCGCGCGGUCGAGGAGAAAGGGGAGAGGGAAGAUCGGGAGCGGGAACAGCAUCAGAAGGAUGAUGUGUCGAGCGGGAGCGUCAGCCCGUCGUUUGGGACGCCAGACGAUGAGAAGGAGAACGAGCCGGUUAGCCCAUUGGAAGAGAGACGAGCAACCGAUGUGAAGCUUCCAGGGGCGUUCGCCGGCUAA